CGGGAGGGGGGUGGGGCAGCCUUAGCCACCCACGGCCUGGAGCCUGGGAGGACGAGGAGCGACGCCAGGCUACCCGCCUCGUCACAACUUGCCCAGACAAGACACACUUUAUCUUGCACCCUGGAAGAAGGAGCCCGCCUGCCUCUCCCUGCUCGGUUGCUCCGAGAGCCCCGCCUCUGCGCCAGAAGCAAUCCCGGGAUCUGGGGCCCCGGCGACGCCUCGUGGCUAGCAGCGCCCGGCUUUCGCCCAGGAGCGCGCAGCUGCGGUGCUGGAAACAGCGGUGAGCAACACACCUCUCUUAUUCCCGCUGAUCCCGCCAGCCCAGUGGAUGGAGCCCAGAAUUCACAAACCUGCCAGGAAAGAAAAAAAAAUUCCUGAUGGUUGGUCCAAGCAGGGCCUCCCUGGUGGAUUGAGGAGGGAUGCCUGGCUUUUCCUCAGCGCCUUGAUCUCCGCGGUAACCACUGGCAGCUUCCUGAGGAACCCCACGAUGAGAGGCCUGGGGUCUGCAGGUCACUGCUAGAACUUUUUAAAGAAUGCAGCACCGGCACAAGGUUGUCAGGCCCCUGAGCGCAUGCUGAACGCGCGUGGGCGGAUACGCCCAGUGCUCCAGGUCGGGGCUGGGCGCUGCCAUAGCAACGUCCUGGACGCCCAGAUCUUAAGCUGCCGCCGCCGCCGCCGCAGCGGGGGUCUGGGCCUUCGCGGGCUCACGAGGGGAGUGGCGGCGGCGGCCCCGAGACGGCCCGGGCCUGGUAGAGUACACUGCCCCGCCCCUGCAGCGCAAGCUUAGGCAGAGGACCCGACUGGCUUGCAAGCAUGCCCUUCCAGAAGCACGUCUAUUACCCUCUGGCCAACAGCCCCGAGGGGCCCGACGCCUCUGCUGCAGGCGCGGCCCCCAUGGCCUUUGUCCCCCCCAGAGCGGCAUCGGGCCCCCUGCCCUUCUUCCAGUUUCGGCCGCGACUGGAGAGCGUGGACUGGAGGCGGCUGAGCGCCAUCGACGUGGACAAGGUGGCGGGCGCUGUGGACGUCCUGACGCUGCAGGAGAACAUCAUGAAUAUCACCUUCUGCAAGCUGGAGGAUGAGAAAUGCCCACACUGCCAGUCAGGGGUAGACCCAGUGCUGCUGAAGCUGAUCCGCCUGGCGCAGCUCACCAUCGAAUACCUAAUGCAUUCGCAGGAGUUCCUCACCUCGCAGCUAAACCUGGUGGAGGAGAGGCUGCGCCUGAGCCUGAUCGACUAUGAGCAGAGCAAGCAGCUGCUCACCAAGCAGGCUGGCGAGAUCAAACUUCUUAAGGACGAGUGUAAGCGCAGGAAGAAGAUGCUGUCCACACAGCAGCUCAUGAUAGAGGCCAAAGCCACCUAUUACCAGUGCCACUUCUGUGACAAGGCCUUUAUGAACCAAGCUUUCCUACAAAGCCACAUUCAGCGCCGCCACACCGCAGAGUCUCACCUUGGUAAGGCAGAAUAUGAAAUGCAGAAGACGAAAGAAGAUGACUUUCUGAAGUUGUUUGAGAGGUGGAAAGAGGAGGAGAAGGAGAAGCUGCUCGAGGAAAUGGAAAAGGUCAAGGAGAUGUUCAUGAAGGAAUUUAAAGAACUGACUUCUAAGAAUUCGGCGUUAGAAUAUCAAUUGUUAGAAAUACAGAAGUCCAAUAUGAAGUUCAAGUCCAACAUCGGCUCCUUGAGAGACGCUCAUGAGUGUAAAGAAGAUCACCUCCCGAGUCCCCAGGAUCUCCAGAACAUGCUUCAGCUCCUGGACAGCCAGGCGAACAAGUGGACAGAUCGAUUUCAAGUUCUCAGUGAGGAUCACAGCAAGGAGAAGGUACAGCUCCUGUCACACAUAGAGAAGCUUCGCAGCUCGAUGAUGGAGGAUCUAAGUGCAGACAAUGUUUUCUACAAGAGGCGGGUAGAAGAGUUAGAUCAGAAGCUCCAGGAGCAGAAUGAGCUGAUCCUCAGUCAGAAGCAGCAGAUUAGAGAAUUCGCCAGUAAACCAUACAGCAGUGUCGGUGAGCUGAAAGGGAAUCCUCCUCUAACCCGGCAAGCCCUGGACUCUAAGCCAGCUGGCCCUGCUGCAGCCAGGAAUGCCUCCGCCACACAGACUCUGGAUGGUGCACCCAGCCUGACCAUGGUACAUGAGCAGGCGUUUCCGUCGCACGUACUGGAACCCAUAGAAGAGCUUUCGUCAGAGGAGGAAAAAGGACGAGAAAAUGACCAGAAAUCAAGUAAGAAGACACAUCUAAGGAAAACUUGGAAGAGCAACCUCUCCUCAAAGGGGCUGAGGACAAACUUGGAGAAGGAGCUGGGGAAGAAGCUGAGGAACCUUGGGAUUAACUCAGACAUCCACGGCAUUCCCUGCGAGAUCUUGACCAGGUCUCUGAAAGCCAUGCAGUCAGCCAGACAUGAUCUAGCAAAACAAAUGCCCGACAUACAGCAAAUUCGAGAAUCCCUCGAGCAUCAGCUGACCUGUAAAAUCGAGGAGAAGGUGUCGCUAUCUUCAGAUAGGUUCAAUGUCCCUCUCAUGACCACAUUGCCAGCUGAAAAAGUCCCCAAAGCCUCCCAGCUUCCCCCGCAAGGCAGACCAUUGAUCAGACAGAGGACCGUGUUUACCGAUAAGGUGGCUGUCCCAAAAUUUAAGAAAAGUGCCAAAGAAAAUCAUUUUCUCAGAAAGUUUUCAUCUACCAAGACGCCGCCCUUCAGCUCUGAGGAGGAGCUGGAUGAAGAGGACUUCAUCCCGGCAUACAUGUCCCCAGACUUAUUUACCCUCCAGCCGUCUAAGAGUAAUCUGAGCAACUUUGGGAAGAGUUCUGUCAAAAGUGAUACUGACUGGACAGAGGGAAGCGAGAUGGAGGACUCAGAUGUUUCCCCAAAGCCCACGGGAACCUCUGUUAAGAUACAAACUGAAAAUGUUGAGAGCAUGGUUUUACACCAAGGAAGUGGGAAUAAACCAGUUACUGGAAUGAAUAUUGCUGAGACACUUAUCAAAAAGGAAGAAUUGCAAGAAUUAAAGUGCACAGAUGGAGAUGAGGGUGGCUGGGACAUAUCAUCCUUAGAGGAAGAGAAGUCUUUGGAGAAAAAGCUAGAACCGAGGGAACCCCCACCUGUGAAGAGAGAUCUAAAUUCCGGUCAAGUGCCAAGGGCCUGGGGCCCAGUGAACCCUCGGGAAUUCAAGGAAGAAGGUCUUCAGGACAACGAAUCGAGCACCCCGAAAAGCAGCCUAGUGACUGUGACUGACUGGAGUGAUAUCUUGGACGUGUAGCUACAGUUCCACGUCAGAGAACGGCUCCAGCAGCCAGCAGCAAGUCGGCAACAGCCUCUAGGAUUCCAGCGCUCCUUAGCAUUCCCACCGUACAAGGAAGCUCAUUCAGAGCAAGGGUGUCUCUGACGACACGUACCGCAGAAUUGAAAACUGUCGGCUGUGUAGAGUCAAGAUGUCCUUUAAGUCAUAAAAUGUGUUUUCUUCAGUACGGUACUCUAGUGUUAAAUGUAUUUUUUCAACUAACUUUUAAGUCUUUUUUUUUUUAACUGAUAGUAGGCUUUGACUUGACUUGCUGUAGCUUUUUAAAGUCUGUCUGUGCGGUCACGUCGGUAGCUUUUCUGUUACAAACGCUGUUAAGUCUCUUCAAAAUUGAAUUAGUGAUGCCAGUGACACCCUACGUGUUAAACUGGUUGUUUUCUGUAUACAGUCCGUCUAGAAUGGUAACAAUUAGCGAGGCCCAUGCUAAAUACAUUUCCCUGAAGUACCCUGAUCCCACGGCGCUCCGAGGCCCUCUUAGCAUGUUGUUACUGACCAGUUAUUUUCUGCGGUGUAAUCUUUAUCUCGGAUAUUUUAUGAAUAGCGUGCACCUGUUCUAAAUGCCAACUGAUUUUUAUGAGAUGAUCAUUAGAAAGCGAUGAGCCAUUCCCGAGUCACACGUGUGUGUAGUUUCUGUGUUCUUCAGUACCCAGCCCAUUAUAAAAUACCUCAGAACUAAUUUAUAUUCUUGAACAAUGAUCUCGGCAAUGAUCAGAAAGUUUAUAUAUAAACUGUUUGCUUGCUUUUCUUUCCUUUUUCUUAAUUUUUUUCCUUUUUUUUUAAAAAUAGUUUUUAUACUUUGUAGUACCAUUAGGACUCUAUCUCAGAAAAAAAAGAAAGGUAACAUUUUAAUAGCUUGUUGAUUUGGGUUUUCUAUCAUCCAUCAACAGUGCCAGUAAAGUCCUCCCUGACACCCUGUGA
Myodes glareolus (Bank vole) is the source of this 4206-nucleotide messenger RNA. Lineage: Eukaryota; Metazoa; Chordata; Mammalia; Rodentia; Cricetidae. The record is from RefSeq and is a predicted model, not a curated record.